Linum trigynum is the source of this 2259-nucleotide messenger RNA. The record is from the annotation of a GenBank genome assembly. Lineage: Eukaryota; Viridiplantae; Streptophyta; Magnoliopsida; Malpighiales; Linaceae.
AGGAUGAUCCAAUUGAUGCAUGUUCAAAUAAUAGUAGUGUUACCUUUUCGAAAUCCAGGAAUUGCCAAUUCAUUUUCCUUUAUUAUUAUUUUUUUCAAGACUCACACUAUCCAAAUUUUAGGGUUUGUCCACCUAAUCAUUGGGUCCGACACUGAUGGUUCCCUCAAACGAAAGAAAACAAAAAUAUAUAUGCUCAUAUGAGUCUGACGACGUUUGCACAAAUACAAAUAAAUCGAAUUGUUGAACGAGGUUUAAUUAUAAAAAAUCUUACUAAGAAACCAAAAACCAUGCAUUAAUGUACUUAAACAGAGACUCUGGGUGUUGUUGCUCACUUUUGGAUUCUGGAUGUGAGGAAAAGUGGGACGUCGAACGAUUUGCUGCGCCUGAAGAGCUGAAACGUCUCGCCGAUGAAGGGCAGCCCCAUGGAACCUGGAGGGAGAGUGCCCUUAUCGCAUUUUGGGUUCCUCCAUCUGUACACCCACUGCCCUACAGCUACGACCACCCACCCUAGAACUAUACACACUAAUUCAGUUACCCACAUCUCUUUCUUUUAACUCUCUUCCCCUUUUUGUGUUAUUUGAAAUGAGAUGAGCGAGAUGAUCAUAUUCUUGCAUAUUAUGCCUCUAUUUAUAAAGGAUACCCGAGUUCAAAAGUCAGCCAUAGUUUGAUACAUUUUGCAAAUAAUAUAUGGCAGAUUCCAUACGCCGGCGGCCGGUAUAAUUAGUAAUGUACGUAAGGUUAGUUGGGCCGGUCAUUGUUUUGAUCACUGUGUGAGAAUUAUAAUGAUAUAUGGCUGGAGUGGAUUGGAAGGUGAGGGCAUCAGGAUUCGAAAGCCGCCGCCGUGUCCAUAAGUAUUAGAUACAUACGAUACGAUGUGCUUUUUAAUGGAGGGCAUCAGAAUUCGAAUAGAAGAUUUCUCAAUUAUAAUGGUGAAUUCUACCAACAGCGAAUCAUGAGCGGGCAAACUCCGUUUGACAUGCAAGUGGAAUGAUAUCCCUACAAUACUAUAGACAGGUUCUUGACCAGAACCCCCUUAACCUCUCUUUUCCUGCGCUCUGUGCGCAAUCCACAGAAGGAGACUUUUGUAAAUUGCUUCUCCUCCCUCAAAGCCCAUUAGAGCUCCUAUGGUUCCGAAUAUCCUAUGUCAAUCUGCCUGCCUUUCACGUCCCAGAGAAUUAAUAAAUUAUUCCGGGGAAGGUAAUUAAACGGCGCCACUAGAUACUAAUAAUUAUGUGGGCUCAAUUAAUAAACAUACAAAUUCCAGCAUUAUGUGGGGCCUUUUUUUACGGGCUGCAAGCCACCAGAGACUCAUAAUUAUAUGGGCUCCAUUAAUAAACAUACAAAAAAAAAAAUAACAUUACAACAUACAUAUCAACAAUACAAAAGUCAAUAACUUUGACAAAACGAAAAAACAAUACAAAAGUCAAUAUCAUUUUAAUUUGUUAACCAAGGAAAAAAAUUAUAUCCUGUACGCAUAAAUUUUUUGACCAAAUAUUAUCUCAAUUGCAGAUAUUUUAUAGAUUCAGGAUUCAGCUACGAGAUGUAUACAACAUUGCGCGCCACUAGAUACUAAUAAUUAUGUGGGCUCAAUUAAUAAACAUAGAAAUUUCAGCAUUAUGUGGGGCCUUUUUUUUACGGGCUGCAAGCCACCAGAGACUCAUAAUUAUAUGGGCUCAAUUAAUAAAUAUACAAAAAAUAAAAACCUUACAACAUACAUAUCAACAAUAUAAAAGUCAAUAACUUUGACAAAACGAAAAAACAAUACAAAAGUCAAUAUCAUUUUAAUUUGUUAACCAAGGAAAAAAAUUAUAUCCUGUACGCAUAAAUUUUUUGACCAAAUAUUAUCUCAAUUGCAUAUAUUUUAUAGAUUCAGGAUUCAGCUGCGAGAUGUAUACAACAUUAUUGAAUCUAACUUCGUUGUUCUGAAUCACGAGAGAGCUAGGUUUUUUAACACCUAAUAAGAAAUUACUCAAAAUAGUGACAAAAUGAGAGAAGUUUCACCACCUCAUCCCCUACGGACUGAUGAAAUGAAGUUGAAUUUUUAUAUCAAGUUCAUCGAUUACAACAUUGUGAACCCCAUAAAUGGGCACAAGGUUUUGAAGAAAAUGAAGGUGACAAAGAGUUAUAUUAGACAAAGUUCAUUACAUGCACUGGGUAUAUUUAAGUUAUUGAAAAUGGAGUUUCACAAUUAUAAACAUCUUGCCACUAAAUUUUUGCAUUAAGAGAAAUGCAUGAUAACAAUGAAAAGAGUAUGAUAAU